Molecule: messenger RNA, 5822 nt
Organism: Cyprinus carpio (common carp)
Lineage: Eukaryota; Metazoa; Chordata; Actinopteri; Cypriniformes; Cyprinidae
Product: BDNF/NT-3 growth factors receptor-like
Exons: 18
Biological process (GO): regulation of phosphatidylinositol 3-kinase/protein kinase B signal transduction; positive regulation of kinase activity; cell surface receptor protein tyrosine kinase signaling pathway
Cellular component (GO): signaling receptor complex; axon; plasma membrane
Molecular function (GO): brain-derived neurotrophic factor receptor activity; brain-derived neurotrophic factor binding; ATP binding
Source: RefSeq, a predicted model, not a curated record
UGAGUGGAUGCACAGAAGACACGAGAACAAUUCGUUCAUUUACAGAUUCAUUAAAACGAUUCAUCCACGAACGUAACACAACUAGUGCUGUGCGUAAACUACAUCUGUCUAGCGCUUCGUUCAUUAGGGACUGACAUCACGAUUCACGCUGAUAACGAAACCACAACAUGCGAAUUAUCCAUAAUAUUAAGAUCUUAAGUCUUGAUGGGUUGUAAGGAUGAAUGAUAAUCAAUAAAGCGUUUGAAUGAUCUGCUCUCCUCGUCUCCUCCCCUCAGACGCGCUGCGCAUCAUCCAGCGAUCGCGCUCCCUCACUCCAGCACUCGCGCUUCCCAAGAGCGCGUCUUAUCUGAGCUCAGCGGGCGCGUCAUUUAACGCCAGCAUCUCGGUCAUUCAUCCUAGGCAGAGCGAGGCAAACGCAGACGAGAGGAGGAGAGCAAUACAGACGCUUCAGGCAGACAGAAACGCGAGACAAGGUCGACGCGGGCGCGUGUGUUUUGCGCUCUCUCCGCGAGUUGGAUUGCAGGGGUCUUUAAAUCUGGAGGUGAGGACCCAGGGAUGAGCCUGCUGUCUGGGGGCUUCGGCAUGGCGCGCUGGGGCUUCGGUUGGGCUCUGCUGCUGCUGCUGCUGCUGCUGCUCGCGCUCUGGAGGCCCGGUGCCGCUUGUCCGGAGCUCUGCACGUGCACCGGUGCGCGGAUCUCCUGCGUGGAUGCGAAGCACAGCAUUAUGGCUUUCCCCAUGCUACAGUCCGAGGCAGAGAUGGAGAACAUCACAGACAUAUACAUUGCAAAUCAAAGCAGCUUCAAAUCCAUUAAUGAAAAAGAUCUCGACUCGUAUCGCAACCUCAGAAACUUAACUGUAACAAACACCAGGCUGGCAUAUAUUUCCAGGCAGGCCUUCCAGAGCAACCCGAAACUACAAUAUCUGAAUCUCAAAGAGAAUAUUCUGUCCAAUCUAUCCUGGAGGACGUUUCGCCAUUUAAACAUUUCAUACCUGUUGCUGGCAGGCAAUCCUUUGCAGUGCAUAUGUGAAAACGUGUGGCUGAAGCAGUGGAGAGGAGAGGAGGCUGAGGACCUGCUGUGUGUGGAGGAGGGAGGAAAGAGGACAGCGCUGUCUACACUCACACUGCCAAACUGUGUUCUCCCCACUGUGACUCUGAAACCCACUAAAGUGACCAUGCAGAAAGGGUUAAAUGUGACGCUGAUGUGCAACUGCUAAGGAAUGAGGAAAGCAAAUAUGAACUGCCUAAGUUUUUUUUUUCUAUUAAAUUCAAAAAAUGAGCACGAGCACUCAGGUCAGAUGUCAGAGCUCAGACUCGUGAAUGUCUCUUCCCUGGACAACGGAUGCAAAAUCACCUGCAGGUCUGAAAACAUGGUGGGAGAGGCUGAGGCCUCUGUGGAUCUGGACAUACUGUUUCCACCUGUAAUCAGCAAGCUGAUGGAUGCAGUCUCAGACCACCACUGGUGCAUUCCCUUCAGCAUGUCGGGCAACCCAGAGCCUAAACUGAGCUGGUUAUUAAACGGCAAACCAGUGGAGGAGGGCCCCUUUAUCCGCACCAUGAUCCACGAUUACUCAGAGGGCGAAUACCACGGCUGCUUACACCUGGACAGCCCCACACACAUCAACAAUGGAAAAUACACACUGCUGGCCAGUAAUAAAUACGGAGAGGACCGUAAGGCAGUAUUUGCGCAUUUCAUGCACGAACCUUGGAACGAAUCAGUUACUGAUCCACUGUAUUAUGAUGACACUCCUAUUGGACAAACUGAGGACAAAGUCGCUGUGUACUUGGUCGUGGGAAUUGCGGCGGUCACAUUCACAGGCUUCAUCUUGAUGCUCGUCAUUCUGAAGUUUGGACGCAACUCAAAGUUUGGAAUCAAAGGUCCUUCCUCAGUCAUCAGUAAUGAUGAUGACUCUGCCAGUCCUCUUCAUCAUGUGUCCAACGGCUCUAACACACCCUCGUCCUCUGACAUGAACGCGGACGCCGUCAUCAUCGGCAUGACUAAGAUUCCCGUCAUAGAGAACCCGCAGUACUUCCGCUGCACCAGUAUGCUCAAAUCUGAUACAUUUGUUCAGCACAUUAAGAGGCACAACAUUGUACUGAAGAGAGAACUUGGAGAAGGAGCGUUUGGGAAAGUGUUUCUGGCUGAAUGCUACAACCUGUCCACAGACCAGGAGAAGAUCUUAGUGGCUGUCAAGACUUUGAAAGAGGCCAGUGAGAAUGCCAGGAAGGACUUCCAUCGUGAGGCGGAGUUGUUGACCAAUCUGCAGCAUGAACACAUUGUCACAUUCUACGGCGUGUGUGUUGAGAGCGAUCCCCUUAUCAUGGUGUUUGAGUACAUGAAACACGGCGACCUCAACAAGUUCCUUAGGGCUCAUGGUCCUGAUGCAGUCCUGAUGGCUGAUGGACAGGUGCAGCAACAGGCAGAGCUCACUCAGUCUCAGAUGCUGCAUAUUGCGCAGCAGAUCGCCGCAGGCAUGGUGUAUCUGGCUUCCCAGCACUUUGUUCACAGAGACCUGGCCACACGAAAUUGCCUAGUCGGAGAAAAUCUCCUGGUGAAGAUCGGAGACUUUGGGAUGUCCCGAGACGUCUACAGUACAGAUUACUAUCGGGUUGGAGGUCAUACCAUGCUGCCAAUCCGCUGGAUGCCACCAGAAAGUAUCAUGUACAGGAAGUUCACCACAGAGAGUGAUGUCUGGAGUUUGGGAGUGGUGUUGUGGGAGAUCUUUACCUACGGGAAACAGCCCUGGUAUCAGCUGUCAAAUAAUGAGGUGAUUGAGUGUAUCACCCAAGGUCGUGUCCUGCAGCGACCCCGAACCUGUCCAAAGGAGGUGUAUGACUUGAUGCUGGGAUGCUGGCAGAGAGAACCACACACCCGACUCAACAUUAAAGAGAUCCAUAACCUGCUCCUCAACCUGGCCAAGGCAUCACCAGUCUAUCUGGAUAUCCUGGGAUAGGAGAGCUUGUGCCGUGUGUGGGACUGCGAGUGGAUUCCUGAAACUGCCCCCUCCUCUAUCCCACCCAAAAUCUCUACAGCCUUAACAUCUCCUUCCUUGUCCACCUCCUUGUCACCUGCACCUCUUCUCAGUAUAAAAUGGAAAUGGGAUCUUGUCCAUGUACAAUGACUACGAAUGAUGUAUUUCUAAACAAAAAUGGAUUGAAUGGAAAGAGCCACAUUGAAGUGACUAUAGUUUAGUUACCAAGAACCAAAUUUUCAACCAUCUUCAACAUCUGGAGCAAGUUCACACCUAUAAAUUCCAGUUUUGGAAAAAUGCAUUCUGGACUUGAGGAAGGUAGUCUCUCUUAACAACAUAGUGGAAACAGCAGCUCCAUAAACAAUGACUAUUUACACAUGAACAACUUUUCUGCCCAUCAGAUGGAUUUGGUCUUGUUGGCUCCCACCGGUUUCAUUCUAAAUCCGAUACAAAGCACAGAACCUGAAAUUAGCAUGGUGAUCAACAGUGAGAAACUACAGCUGGUCGAUAUAGCAUAUUCAUGAGUAUUUAUAGAACUGGAUGUUAUUGAUGUAGUUAUACGGUUGAGCGACUGCUGACAGGAUGUUGUUGCUGCCGAGCUUGUCUGAAAUGGAGAAGAAACUCACUAAAUCGUGUCUGGAUCAUAGGCGAUAUUUAUAGUGGGACACGUCCCCACCACUUUUGCCAUGGCCAAUUUUGUCCCUCCAUUUCCACCAGUUUUGUCCCACCACUUUUUGAAAUUGCUCGCAGCAGCGGGGUCAUGACAAGUGCAGUGGACUCCAAUCGUCAAGCAAGGGUUUUCGAUCUGGUGAUUGAAUUAGUUAUGAUGUAUUAUUUUUGGACAUUUCUACCCAUAAUGUCACAUUUGACUUUUGACUUGAGCAAAAACUCUACUGCUGACCCAAUUUCAAUAUCAAUGCUUCAAAUUUCUUUCUAAGAUCAUGUUCAAUUAUUUGUGCAUAACCUUAUUAAUAUAUAUUUGUAAGCUAAGCCUUCACGAUUUUGUGACGUCACAACCGGCGUUUCUGCACCUGUGUCCACCACAGAAUCGCCACCCAUAGCCUCCAGGUUGUUGACGCCGUUCGCUAUUGAGGGCUAGAUGGAAUCAUUUGAGACGAUGCUGUGCCUCAGUACCAUCAGCUUGCAUUUCUUACAGGAGCUUAAUUACGCAGAGUGGCCGAUUAUGAUGGUGCGGGCUAAAUUAUGACCUUUCUUUCUCUCUUUCUCAUUCGCCAUGUUUUACUACUGAGUGGACGCACUAAUGUAGUACUCAAGCUUGGGGUUGUACAACUGCUAUAGUGUAAUAUAUAUUUCAUUACAGGACAAAUGUCUCCUAUUAGCAGCAGCAACUCCCUCUAGACUCAUAUGCGCUAUCAGUGGGGGAAAGAGGAGAGACGGGAGGGCACAAGAUGGAGAGAAUGAGAGGAGGGGAGGAAAAUUAUUUUAAACAGAGAUAAACAUGAGUCACCUCACUAAAACCCACAUUUCUUAUUCCUUUUAUCGUACAUAAAUUAUUAUAUCUAUUUAUCACUAUAGAGAUCCUAUCCCAGCAUUCUUUGAGUUCAUUAUUGCACCGUCAGUCCCUUCUCCCAUGGGAGACUUUGCACACUAGUCUCAAUGCCGUGAAUUUUUCAACAAAAAUCUUCCAAUCAAUUCCGUAUUUUGAGCUUAAAGUCCCAAAAAUAAUAAAUUAAAUUCAGAGUUUAUGUAUUUAUUUUUCGGAAUAAGAAUUGUUAUCUUUAAGAUAUGUAACUUAUAAUUUAAUAUUUUAUUUAUUUUGUACUUAAUAUGAAGCAUUUUUGUUUUGGACUUUUGCCUGUAAAAAUAUUUUUUCUUAAUAUUAUAUAUUUUUUUGUACUUGGUUGGGAGUGAAUACAGAAAGAUUACGUGUUUUGGAUGAACAAUGAAAAAACUCCAGGUUAGAUGUCCAGGUUACAUUCACAAAAAAGAAGCCUAAAUUCUGAAUUGUGGCCAUUUUUUAUGAUCAUUAAGAACAUUUUCUCCACAAAUUCUUUUUGACAAUGUAUUUUCAUUUUUUGUGAGGUUUCCAUUAUUGUCAAUGGUAAUUCUCAUUACUUUAAUACAGUAUUUUUUUAAAUGUAGAACAAUGUUUUUUUUUUUUUUUGCACAAUAUUUAACCAUUUGAAUGCCAUUACUUUUUUUUCUCAUUACAGUGAUAGCUAGGAUUUUUGUUAUGUUGUAUAUAUAUGGCAAUGGGGCAAAAUGUGCUUAACUGUCAUGAAAAUAAUGCAAAAAUGCAAUCCCUUUGUUUUUCAAUGUUUUCAUCAUGAAACAGAUGGAAAAUGUUGUUUGAGAUACAAAUAUGAGUUUCAGUGUUUCAGAUUAGUCUUGCCUUGUCCUUCGACAGAACAUUAAACUGUGACUGCAUAUCAAACACCUUCCUCUACAUGUACAGAACAACUUCUGAGGUUUCAGAAUGUCUAUAAGCUAAACUACCUUAAACAAGUAUUAAAGUCAAUGUGAAAGUAAAACUGACUUUCCUGUUUUGUGCAGAUUAUUACACACAUACAAGUCAUUGUGUAACUCUGAAACAACUUGCCAUUUCUGUUGAUAUCACAAUUUACAUUAGUAAAAUGGCUUUCAAAGGCUGUUUCAUGUUGACAUUAAGUCCAAAAUUGGGAUACUUCCUUCCUUUUCUGAAUACUUUUAAACAUAGGCCUAUUGAUGACACCUGGAAAGAAGAUUUCUGCAGAGUAUCAAGUAGUGUGAUAAUUUCAUUUAUGGAAUUAUAUUAUACGUUCAGCAAGUACAAUCAGAUGUCCUCGUCUGUAUAAGAUAUAUGGACCAGUAAAGUUGUCCGCCAUUGUAUUUAAUAAAAGUGUAAUGUCUUA